AUGGAAAAGUUCGGUGUUGCUCUUAUUAUAUUUACUCUCUUUUGGGGUUUAAUUGGUAUUGUUUUACCAUUUUUAAUUCCGAAAGGACCAAAUAAACGUCUUAUUCAAAUUAUGCUAAUAUUAACAUCGGCUUGCUGUUGGCUAUUUUGGUUAUGCUUCUAUCUUCAUCAAUGGAAGCCAUUAUUUGGACCACAACUUAAAAGUACUGAAGCUCGUAUUUUGCGUUCUCUCUGGGGUCAGGAGUUUUAA
Messenger RNA from Rotaria socialis, 249 nucleotides. The record is from the annotation of a GenBank genome assembly. NCBI's taxonomy places the organism in Eukaryota, Metazoa, Rotifera, Eurotatoria, Philodinida, Philodinidae.